AUGGCCGCACCAGCAGUAGCUUCCGCACCUGGUUCUGGUCUGAACCCAUCCUACCCAAUGGCUUCCCUUUACGUUGGUGAUCUUCAUCCUGAAGUUACUGAAGCCAUGCUUUUUGAAAAGUUCAGUACCGCGGGUCCUGUCUUGUCGAUCCGAGUAUGUCGCGAUGCUAUUACAAGACGUUCUUUAGGAUAUGCUUAUGUGAAUUUCCAGCAACCAGCUGAUGCUGAACGUGCCUUAGAUACUAUGAAUUUCGACGUCAUGUAUGGAAAACCAAUCCGAAUAAUGUGGUGUCAGCGCGACCCAUCAAUGAGACGUUCUGGCGCGGGCAACAUUUUUAUAAAAAAUUUGGACAAAAGUAUUGACAAUAAGGCCAUUUAUGACACUUUCUCUAUGUUCGGAAAUAUUCUUAGUUGCAAAGUAGCUAACGACGAAGCGUCUAACAGUCUAGGCUAUGGUUUUGUUCAUUUUGAAACUGAAGAAGCUGCCCAGAAGGCAAUCGAGAAGGUCAACGGAAUGUUGCUUGAGAAUAAGAAAGUAUACGUUGGGAAGUUUCAACCACGUGCAGCUCGUAUGCGUGAAAUUGGAGAAACUGCUCGUCGCUUCACUAACGUUUACGUGAAGAAUUUUGCUGAUGAGUUAGACAAAGAGAAGUUAGAUAAGAUGUUUUCUAAGUUUGGGGAAAUUACUAGUUCAGCAGUUAUGACUGAUGCUGAUGGAAAGUCUAAGGGUUUUGGUUUUGUCGCUUUCAAAAAGCCAGAAGAAGCGGAGCAAGCAGUCACUGAAAUGAAUGAUCAUGAACUUCCUAGCGGAAAGAAACUCGUUGUUUGUCGUGCACAGAAAAAGAUUGAGCGGACUGCUGAAUUAAAGCGGCGCUAUGAGCAGCAAAAAACAGAACGAAUGCAGCGAUACCAGGGAGCAAACUUGUACGUUAAGAACUUGGAUGAUACCGUUGAUGAUGAUGUGCUCCGGCAAAACUUUGAGAGCUAUGGGAAAAUAACAAGUGCGAAAGUCAUGCGUGAUGAUAACGGGAGAUCUAAAGGCUUCGGUUUUGUUUGUUUUGAGAAACCUGAAGAGGCAGCAAAGGCAGUGACUGAAAUGAAUGGUAAGAUGAUAUCUGCUAAGCCACUUUAUGUUGCUUUGGCCCAGCGGAAAGAGGAGCGGAAAGCUCAGUUGGCUUCGCAAUUCAUGCAGAAACUUGCUUCUAUUAGGCUACAGAGUAGUGGGGCUGUUCCUAGUGCAAUGUACACACCUGGAGCUGGGGGGUUCUUUAUGUCAUCCGCUUUACAAAAUCAGCGUACUGCUGCAUUUAUGCCAGCGACUAUUCCGGGUGCUCAAAUGCGAGGUUCUGCUCCAAAAUGGAAUUCUAUUGGUUCUACCGCUACUGGUUUUGGUGUGCAAGCUCCUUUCUUAGUUCAAAGUGGUGGGUAUGGACAAGCUGGCCGUGGGACUGCUCGUGCAACAAGUGCAACAGGGGCAGCGCUCCGAUCUCAGCAGUACGGUGCUGCAGGUGCAGGAACUGCAAGACCGUCUGCUCAAGCACAGCGAUUUGCUGGAGCAAGUGUUAUUCAAGGCCAGCAAGGAGUGAGACCACAGCAGUUAACUCCGAUGAUUUACCCCGCACCGUAUGCCGCUGCACUGGGUCGUGCCGGACAAAUCACUCAGCAAAGCAGCAUUGUUGUUGGAGGACAGGAACCACUGACUACUGAAAUGUUAUCUCAAGCACCUCCGCAGGAGCAAAAACAAAUGUUGGGAGAACGGAUUUACCCGCUGAUUGACAGAAUUUGUCAGGGAUCCGAUGUAGGAAAAAUUACGGGUAUGAUGCUUGAAAUGGAUAAUUCAGAAUUACUUAUGAUGCUCGAAAAUGAGGAACUUUUGCGAUCUAAGGUGCAAGAAGCUGCCUCCGUGUUGGCGUCUUCAAAAGGCGAGGCUCACUAA
Enterobius vermicularis (human pinworm) is the source of this 1935-nucleotide messenger RNA. The record is from the annotation of a GenBank genome assembly. Lineage: Eukaryota; Metazoa; Nematoda; Chromadorea; Rhabditida; Oxyuridae.